Oncorhynchus gorbuscha (pink salmon) is the source of this 3752-nucleotide messenger RNA. Its product is annotated as rab-like protein 6. The transcript is spliced from 16 exons. Gene Ontology annotation, cellular component: nucleus; cytosol. Lineage: Eukaryota; Metazoa; Chordata; Actinopteri; Salmoniformes; Salmonidae. The coding region runs from base 490 to 2739 and encodes 749 amino acids. Gene Ontology annotation, molecular function: GTPase activity; GTP binding. The record is from RefSeq and is a predicted model, not a curated record.
GUUCUGCAGUUCUCGUCGGGAUGAUGAAGGAUAGCAGCCAGCUAGGGAAAUGGUUCUUAUUGCUUUCAAAUGAAUGAUUCCCAGAUUUCUUGCAUAAACCAUUGGGCUGGGAUGGUUUGUUCGGUGGCUGACUGUCAGAUAUCUACUUGAUGGAUUCCAUUGAACAUUAUUAUUAGAAUGCAACCAACUGCCUCAAUCACUGAAGACUGUUUGACAAAGUAUCACAUUGCUUGACAGAACAGGUGCUUCUUGUCAAGGAGGCCUCCAAACUGUCCUCGAUUUACUGAACUGGAAAGCAAAAUGAAGACAUCCCAGACCAUAAAUCAUGACUCUGGUUUACCUGUCAAUUUUUGACGGACGUAUAAAAUAAUCACUUGAUGUUUCGGUGUGUGUCUGCAGGAUACUGACUCUUUCUCUCUCUCACACACACAAACACACUAAAGGACAACUUCUUGUAUCAAUCCAGAGUUCCCAAAGAGGACCGACAAAAUGUUUUCGGCUCUUAAGAAGCUGGUGGGCACCGAGCCUGGCCAGCUAGGAAACAAAAGCAUUCCAGCUGGUUUGCAGUCAAUGAACCAGAGCCUACAGAGAAGGUUUGCCAAGGGAGUACAGUAUAACAUGAAGAUCAUCAUCCGUGGAGAUCGGAACACGGGAAAGAGUGCCCUAUGGCACCGACUACAGGGGAAGAAGUUUCUGGAAGAGUACAUCCCCACACAAGAAAUCCAGGUCUCCAGCAUCCACUGGAACUAUAAAACGACAGACGACGUUGUCAAGGUGGAAGUUUGGGACGUGGUGGACAAAGCAGGGAAAGGCAAGAAGCGAGGAGAAAUGCUGAAAACGGAGAAUGAACCCCUGGAGAAUGAGACUGAGAUGGCUCUGGAUGCAGAGUUCCUGGACGUGUACAAGAACUGCAAUGGAGUCAUCAUGAUGUUCGACAUCACCAAACAAUGGACAUUUGACUACAUCGUGCGGGAGCUGCCCAAAGUGCCUACCCACGUGCCUGUCUGUGUGUUGGGCAACCAGAGGGACAUGGGCGAACACCGGGUCAUCCUGCCCGACGACACCCGAGAGUUCCUCUGUCACCUCAACAGGCCUCCAGGUUCUUCUUACAUCCACUACGCUGAAUCUUCCAUGAAGAAUGGCUUUGGCCUCAAGUACCUGCAUCGCUUCUUCAAUAUCCCCUUCUUACAGCUGCAGAGGGAGACCCUGCUGAGACAACUGGAGACCAACCAGCUGGACAUAGACACUACACUGGAGGAGCUCAAUGUUCAGCAGGAGACUGAAGACCAGAACUAUGGCAUUUUCCUGGAGAUGAUGGAAGCCAGAAACAAAGCUGGCUUCAGCUCCCCGGGGGGCCCUUCCAAUGGCCAGAGCCCCUCCUCAGGCUCCCAGUCCCCCAUCGUGCCGCAGAGCGGGCCCUCUACUCCUGGGGCCUGUCCCAGCCCCUGCACACCCCAGCAACCCCCUCUCCCACCCCAGCCCCUAACUAUCUCCAACCCUGUCCCCAGGUCAGUUCAGGGUCCCCCCUCCUACACCAACCCUAACCUUAACCCCUGUCCCCCUCUCCAGAACACUGCACUCCCUAGGGGUCCAGGUUACCCACAGCAGCCCCCGGCCCCCAGCCGCUGCCCCCAACCCCUCAGGGGCUCCACCAUGGGGGAACCACACCUGUCCCGACCCCCCAGUCACCCAGUGUCACCCAGGCCCCCUGCCCAGAAGAGAGGCUUCAUGUCGCGCCUCUUUGGAUCAGCCACCUCUGAGACUCCCGUCGAUGGCACAGACGAGAAGGUGCGGAAUGUGGAUGACUUUGUUCCCGAUGUGGGCACGGCCCGUGGCUUCCCGGAGGAGGGGCCUGCUGCCAAAGCCAAGGAGAAAGCUGGAAGAGCAGGCAACAUGGACAGUGACAGUGACGGUGAGGGCCGAGGGGGGAACCCCAUGGUGUCAGGGUUCCAGGACGAUUUUGCCCCAGAUGAGCUGUGCCAGUCUGUGCCCAAAUCUGUGCCCAAGGCAGCCACCGUCCCCAGCAUGGGCAUCACCCUGACCAGCGAUGAAGAAGAUGAGGGGACGAGGGCACCUAACGUCGUCCAGGAUGGUGGAUCGGACAGAAGGAGAUCCUCCAACGCUUUGAAGACUCAAAACAAGACCGGAGAAGCCAAGAAACCAGCGGGCUUAAAGAUGUCGUCCGAGCCCGUCUCAUUCCUGAACCCGACCCUAGCCCCGGUGCAGUCCAUGCGGGUAGGCAAGAAGAAGGGAGGGGAUGAAUCCUCCCACUCAGACCAAGAAUCUCCAGGGGACGAUCAGAUGCUCUCCUUCGUCAUGGACGAACCAGACUAUGAGGACGAGGAGUUUGAGAAGCCCAAGAAAAAGAAGCCUUCGGCUAUACUGGAGGACCUGAAGCUGGUCCAGCCCUCUGUCCUCCCCAUCAAGAGCGACGACCUGGACCUGUUUGGACUGGGAUUCCAGGAUGUGGCGCCCAAGAGCAAGGAAAGCAGUGAGGACCAAGAUGACCGAGAAAGUAGAUCCUCAACAAAGGACAAGAAGAAGAAGAAGAAGAAAAGCAAAGAGGAGGACGACAAAAGCAGCAAGAAACGACACAAACAGAAGAAAAAGGAGGAGUCAGGGAGCGCGGACGAGAAAGAGAAGAAAAAGAAGAAGCCAAAGUCGACCAAGAAAGCCGGAGGCGUGGUUGACGACCUGGAGUCUUUCCUCGCCGGAGACGUAGACUACGAGGAGAUGUAGAAUAUCCCCCCUAGCAUCCAAUCAGGACUACGUUCUACUUCAGCGUUCUAGGGUCAGGAUGUAGCCAUGAAGACGAGAGAAUGCGUCGACUGACUGGCUGAGUGAUCGAAGACUGCAAUUCUCAUUGGGUGAUAGUUAUUUCCCACUUCCUGACGUUGUGGUGCCUCUACAUUGGUUAGAUUUUGAUAAUUUGUGAUUGACAUUGACGUUGUUUGUUUUGCUUACCCUUUUACUGUACAUGCAACACUACCGUCAUACAACAACACUACAGCAAAACUGUAGCUGGUAUAUCCAGGUUUUGAGUUGACGCUCAGAGGACAAAACCACCAUUACUUUGAUGUUUCCACGGUUGAAUACACUUGGGUAAACUCACUGCAAUGUCUUUGCUAUUUCAUUAGUCUUUUUCCAUUGGGCUGCUUUCUGGGAAAGGCUUUAGAACUGACCCUAGUACGGAGUUGUGACUUUCUAUAUGGGAGCGCUCUCCUUUACGCUGACCAGUGUUCAGGAGUCGGGGGACGUGUGUGCAUUCAUUAUGAAUUAUGUUGAACAUUGCUUCAGCAGCGAUAUAAAUGUUAUUUAUGUUUAUCUGGUGUUGGCUUUUCGAACUACGACUAUGUCUAGGUACAGUAGGAGUUUGUGAGUGUUUACUGAACAAGACAUUUUGGGAGUUUCUCUGAACUGAUUCAGCAAAUUUCACUGUGCAUGAUCAUUUUGUUUUGGUUUGAUGUCAAUGCCUUAAGGAAAGCUUUACUUUGGAAAGGGUUACUUUAACACUGGAAAAGGUUACUUUAACACGGGAAAGGGUUACUUUAACACGGGAAAGGGUUACUUUAACACUGGAAAGGGUUACUUUAACACGGGAAAGGGUUACUUUAACACGGGAAAGGGUUACUUUAACACUGGAAAGGGUUACUUUAACACUGGAAAGGGUUACUUUAACACUGGAAAGGGUUACUUUAACACUGGAAAGGGUUACUUUAACACUGGAAAGGGUUACUUUAACACGGGAAAGG